This is a messenger RNA of Brassica oleracea var. oleracea, 377 nucleotides long. RefSeq names its product putative defensin-like protein 307. The record is from RefSeq and is a predicted model, not a curated record. The transcript is spliced from 2 exons. NCBI's taxonomy places the organism in Eukaryota, Viridiplantae, Streptophyta, Magnoliopsida, Brassicales, Brassicaceae. Bases 46 to 333 code for a protein of 95 amino acids.
AUGUAGUCAUUUAAAAAGAAAAGAGACUAACUAGCACAACAAAAAAUGGAGAAAACAGCUUUGAUAUUCGUUGGUAUUCCACUUCUUUCAACGUGUACACCGAUUCUGGCACGUACUUGUGCGAAGAACUCCGAUUGUGCUUCAGUCACAUGUCCAUCCUCAAAACCCGUUUGUUUUAAUGGUACUUGUGAAUGCCCUCCUGACAAGUAUAGGGCAUUACCUGAUAAUACCAACUGUGGCGUGGCUGCUUGCUUUGACUAUUGCAAGGCAAAAGGAGAAGUAGCUUAUGCUUGUAUUUUAAACUUUUGUUAUUGUCGCAAACCUCCUAUGUAGAGUUUACAAAGAGAUUACAUUCUACUAAUAUAAAACAAGUUCCU